This is a messenger RNA of Coniosporium apollinis CBS 100218, 372 nucleotides long. RefSeq lists its product as uncharacterized. Lineage: Eukaryota; Fungi; Ascomycota; Dothideomycetes. The transcript has a single exon. Gene Ontology annotation, cellular component: EKC/KEOPS complex. Bases 1 to 372 code for a protein of 123 amino acids. The record is from RefSeq and is a predicted model, not a curated record.
AUGAACCCAGCUUACCAGCUGAAUACAUACAGAACGCUCAAAGUUCCCUUCCACUCUGCCAACUUCGCGUCAACUGCCCGCCGUGCCCUCCAAGUCGAUGAAGAGCUGUCGCCCCUAGUCCGGCGUUCCUUCUCCCUCCAGAGCCCCAGCUCCUCCUCUUCGUCUGAAGAUGCAGAGGGCGAGAAGACCGUGCUUCAAGUCGUAUACUCAGCAACGACGAACCGCAUGCUGCGCGUAGCCGUAAACGGCUUCUUCGAGAGCUUGGGCGUGGUGCUGGGGGUAUUGGAGGAAUUGGACGUCGAUACGUUCGACCAGCCGGGGAAAGAGAGUGUGCAAGGGGCACAGGGGGUAGAAGUGUCGAAGGACGGGUAG